Salvelinus namaycush (lake trout) is the source of this 1987-nucleotide messenger RNA. It is a transcript of the gene ptprda, whose product is annotated as protein tyrosine phosphatase receptor type Da. The record is from RefSeq and is a predicted model, not a curated record. Gene Ontology annotation, molecular function: protein tyrosine phosphatase activity. Gene Ontology annotation, biological process: protein dephosphorylation. NCBI's taxonomy places the organism in Eukaryota, Metazoa, Chordata, Actinopteri, Salmoniformes, Salmonidae.
UGCUGGAGUGGGCCGGACUGGUUGUUUCAUCGUGAUUGACGCCAUGGUGGAGCGAAUCAAACACGAGAAGACAGUUGACAUCUACGGUCACGUGACCCUCAUGAGGUCCCAGCGGAACUACAUGGUGCAGACUGAGGAUCAGUACGCCUUUAUUCACGACGCGCUGCUGGAAGCCGUCGCCUGCGGCAACACCGAGGUUCCGGCGCGAAACCUUCACGCCUACAUCCAGAGACUGACCCAGAUAGAACCGGCGGAGAACGUCACGGGCACGGAACUGGAGUUCAAGCGGUUGGCCAGUGCGAAGGCCCACACCUCCAGGUUUGUGAGUGCCAACCUGCCGUGUAACAAGUUCAAGAACCGUCUGGUGAACAUCAUGCCCUAUGAGUCCACCAGGGUCUGUCUGCAGCCAAUCAGAGGAGUGGAGGGGUCAGACUACAUCAACGGCAGCUUCAUAGACGGAUACAGGCAGCAGAGGGCUUAUAUAGCCACCCAGGGCCCGCUGGCUGAGACUACUGAGGACUACUGGAGAAUGUUAUGGGAACACAACUCUACCAUAGUGGUCAUGUUGACUAAACUGAGGGAGAUGGGGCGGGAGAAGUGCCAUCAGUACUGGCCAGCAGAGCGCUCAGCCAGGUACCAGUACUUUGUAGUGGACCCCAUGGCUGAGUACAACAUGCCCCAGUACAUCCUACGAGAGUUCAAAGUCACCGAUGCCAGGGACGGCCAGUCUCGGACGGUUCGUCAGUUCCAGUUCACUGAUUGGCCGGAGCAAGGAGUGCCAAAAUCAGGGGAGGGGUUCAUUGAUUUCAUUGGCCAGGUGCACAAAACUAAAGAGCAGUUUGGCCAGGACGGACCAAUCACCGUGCACUGUAGUGCUGGUGUGGGGAGGACAGGGGUCUUCAUCACUCUGAGUAUCGUUCUGGAGAGGAUGAGAUAUGAAGGAGUAGUGGACAUCUUUGGUCAUGUGACAAAGCUCCGGUCCCAGCGGAACUACAUGGUGCAGACUGAGGAUCAGUACGUUAUUCACGACGCGCUGCUGGAAGCCGUCGCCUGCGGCAACACCGAGGUUCCGGCGCGAAACCUUCACGCCUACAUCCAGAGACUGACCCAGAUAGAACCGGCGGAGAACGUCACGGGCACGGAACUGGAGUUCAAGCGGUUGGCCAGUGCGAAGGCCCACACCUCCAGGUUUGUGAGUGCCAACCUGCCGUGUAACAAGUUCAAGAACCGUCUGGUGAACAUCAUGCCCUAUGAGUCCACCAGGGUCUGUCUGCAGCCAAUCAGAGGAGUGGAGGGGUCAGACUACAUCAACGGCAGCUUCAUAGACGGAUACAGGCAGCAGAGGGCUUAUAUAGCCACCCAGGGCCCGCUGGCUGAGACUACUGAGGACUACUGGAGAAUGUUGUGGGAACACAACUCUACCAUAGUGGUCAUGUUGACUAAACUGAGGGAGAUGGGGCGGGAGAAGUGCCAUCAGUACUGGCCAGCAGAGCGCUCAGCCAGGUACCAGUACUUUGUAGUGGACCCCAUGGCUGAGUACAACAUGCCCCAGUACAUCCUACGAGAGUUCAAAGUCACCGAUGCCAGGGACGGCCAGUCUCGGACGGUUCGUCAGUUCCAGUUCACUGAUUGGCCGGAGCAAGGAGUGCCAAAGUCAGGGGAGGGGUUCAUUGAUUUCAUUGGCCAGGUGCACAAAACUAAAGAGCAGUUUGGCCAGGACGGACCAAUCACGGUGCACUGUAGUGCUGGUGUGGGGAGGACAGGGGUCUUCAUCACUCUGAGUAUCGUUCUGGAGAGGAUGAGAUAUGAAGGAGUAGUGGACAUCUUCCAGACUGUGAAGAUGCUGCGAACACAGAGACCUGCUACAGUUCAGACUGAGGACCAGUACCAGUUCUGUUACCGGGCCGGUCUGGAGUAUCUGGGUAGCUUCGACCACUAUGCAACAUAAUACCUCCCUCUGUCCGCGUCCCAAACAACACCCUAACUC